Molecule: messenger RNA, 678 nt
Organism: Cryptosporidium ubiquitum
Lineage: Eukaryota; Apicomplexa; Conoidasida; Eucoccidiorida; Cryptosporidiidae
Exons: 1
Coding region: 1-678 (225 amino acids)
Source: RefSeq, a predicted model, not a curated record
AUGUUGGGGCUUAUUGCAAGGUUGAUGGUUGUUUUCUUGGGGUUGGUUUUGUCUAAAGCUUAUUCUCAAGAAAAUGAUUUGGUGACUUAUGGAAGUACUAUAUCUGUAUUACAUCAAAAUACAAAAUGUCACUUAUUUACCACAAAGAUAACUUGGGCAAAUGGGAAUCAGGCAGUGACCUGUAGCAAAGAAUCUGAAUCAGAAAGUUAUUUUUACAUUAGAGAAGCGGAUUCACCCUAUAAAGGAGCAGGUUUUCCAGUAUUAUGUGGGGAAUCAAUUCGUUUACUGCACUCAACUACAGGAAAGUUUGUACAAUCCAAUAAAUCUUCAAAGUCGAUGAUUAGUAGGCAAAUUGAAAUGUUUGGAGGUUCUGGUGAAUCCAGUAGUUAUUUCAAAGUAGAAUGUGAAAAGAAAAAUGCAGGACAGACUAUUGAUGUUAAAGAUAAAGUCAGAUUUUAUAACAUUGAAGCUAAAGGUUACCUUUCAGUUAGUAAAAGACAUAUCUUUGAUAACAGGAAUUGCCCAAGAUGUCCCAUUAUCGGCCAAUAUGAGGUAACCAUUGUGAAUAAAAGUAACAAUGAUGGUUUGUGGAGCUUUAACCCAAUUAUGAUGCUCCUACAUUCCUCUUCGGAGGAUCACCAGGCAAAUAAUCAUCGUGAAUCGAAGGACGAGCUUUAG